Molecule: messenger RNA, 1980 nt
Organism: Agrilus planipennis (emerald ash borer)
Lineage: Eukaryota; Metazoa; Arthropoda; Insecta; Coleoptera; Buprestidae
Product: rhamnogalacturonate lyase-like
Exons: 6
Coding region: 30-1913 (627 amino acids)
Biological process (GO): carbohydrate metabolic process
Molecular function (GO): carbohydrate binding; catalytic activity
Source: RefSeq, a predicted model, not a curated record
UCCAAUUCUCAAUAGUUAUUCUGCCGAAAAUGUCUACUAAAUACCUAGUAGCGACUUUGGCUUUACUGCUUCUUCAUAGUUCAUCGGGUCAAGAAUGCAACAAACAAUCGUUCCAACGCCUAUGUGUCACCGACGGCGAUGAUGUAGUACUCGAAAACGAAAGGCUAUCAAUGACUAUUAAAAAAGCAGAGGGUCAGAUCACUGCACUUUAUUAUAAUUCUCGUGUUGAUACUAAUAUAAAAUCAACCAACCUACUGAGAGGCGGUUCUGGCUAUUACAUUGCCGUUAUUAGUGUUGACGGCAAGGGAUUGACAACCGGGCCUGAUGUGGGAGAAAUGAAAAUUACACGAAAUGCUGACUUGAUCGACCUGGCAUUCAUCAACAAGAACACAAGCAACUGGCCAAUUCACUUUGAGUUUCAUCUGGUCCUUGAAAAGAAUUCAUCCUUAUUUUACUACUAUUCCAUUCACAAGUACAAGAGAGAUGGUUACACUGCCGGUCAGCUAAGAUGGGCGAUAAGGGCCAAUGCAGACCCAUUCAAGUACUAUAGCGUAGAAAGAAAAAGGUCAGGACCUAUGCCCACCCAGCAAGCCAUUGACUCGGCGCGGUCUGUACAGGACUGGACCUAUAUGUUUCCAGACGGAUCGGUUUAUUCAAAAUAUCAGCAAAUAUCGGCUAAUGAAGGCAUUAACUCCGUUUUCGGUAUUUAUGGCGAUAGCAUUGGGCUAUCUGUACUACAGACACGCAAAGAGUGGGUCAGUGGCGGACCAUUUAAACAGAGCCUAACAACACACACCGGUCAAAUGCUGCUCUUUUGUGAACACACGGGACAUUACGGCACACCAGACUUAGCGCCCACCAGGGGAUGGAGCAAAGUGUAUGGUCCCAUCGGCUUGUACCUCAAUGAAGGCCAAAGUCUUUCGGAAAUGUAUACCGACGCUCAGGUACAACUCAAGCGUGAGGAGCAGAAGUGGCCAUACAAGUUUGUCACUGCACCAGAGUACAAUGCAAAAGGUAGGCGCAGUGUGUCGGGGGUACUCCAUGUGGAUGGGUCGCCGAAUGAAGACUGGGUCUACCUUAUUCUGACGGAGCCUCAUGUUGAUGAUCCCCAGUUAGAGACGGCCACUUACAUGUAUACUGCAAUGGCUGGAAAAAAUGGUGGAUUUGAAAUCCCAGCUGUGAGACCAGGCGCAUACAAACUGCAAGUAAUAGCAAGGGGUGUGGUUGGAAAGUACGUUCAAAAAAAUAUUAAUGUGCAAAGCAAUAGGGACCACGAUCUUGGCACUAUCAAUUGGAGGCCGGAAAGCCAUGGCAAGCUACUGUGGCAGAUCGGUGUACCGGAUAGAAGUUCGGCAGAGUUUAAAUCGCCACGUGGCUUUCCAUCACCUAUCCCUAAUUUAGAAGAAUACCGCAAGUUUGGAACAUGGCUCAGAUACUCCAUAGAAUUUCCUAAUGAUCCAGACUACACAGUUGGCGUUAGUGACCCUGCUAAAGACUGGUGCUAUUUUAUGCCCAUGAUUAAGACACCUGGCUUCCCCGCUCAGCUCGGAUUGGUCAAUGUCACUCAAGAUACACGUGCCACCAACUGGAAGGUCAGAUUCAAUUAUAACGGUUCAACCCAAGGAAACGCCACAUUAACCCUAGGUUUUGCCGCUAGAGUUAAAGCUGGUAUUCGUGCGGUGAUCAACGGCCAGGAGAUUCUUAAAUUGGACUCUUUUGAUGGACCGCAAGCUGAUUCUGCGCUUUUUCGUCAAGCAGCUCAUGGCAUAUUCCAUCAGCAAACUGUAACAUUCAGUCAGUCACUGCUAAAAAAUAAGAAUCUUCUAGAAUUCACACCUCCCGGCCCAGUAAGUCAGAAUCAUUUGGACAGAAUACUGAUGUGGGAUUUCUUGAGACUGGAAGUCAGUAAUUAAUUGUGCUUGUAUAUACCAUAAAAAAGUUUUAUUGUUUCAGAAAUAUUAAUAAACUGAUCCCAAAUUA